GACCCGGCGAGUGGCCUCCCCGCCGUCGCAAGGGCGCCCCGCUCUCCUUCCCCUCCUCUCCUCGCAAGGUCCCGACACAAACUCCAGCUCGCCACCGCAGCCGCCAGAAGCCCCCGCCGCGAAGCUCGGCUCCCCGCUGCCGCCGCCGCCUGCCCACCGGCGUCGCUGUGACCAACGCCAGCGCGUCCUCUCCCCCCUUUUCCCUCUAG
Messenger RNA from Podarcis lilfordi (Lilford's wall lizard), 209 nucleotides. The record is from the annotation of a GenBank genome assembly. NCBI's taxonomy places the organism in Eukaryota, Metazoa, Chordata, Lepidosauria, Squamata, Lacertidae.